Messenger RNA from Toxotes jaculatrix (banded archerfish), 2445 nucleotides. It is a transcript of the gene c14h5orf22, whose product is annotated as chromosome 14 C5orf22 homolog. The record is from RefSeq and is a predicted model, not a curated record. The transcript is spliced from 10 exons. The coding region runs from base 185 to 1555 and encodes 456 amino acids. NCBI's taxonomy places the organism in Eukaryota, Metazoa, Chordata, Actinopteri, Toxotidae.
UCAAUCAUGCGGGCCGUUCCUGCUCGUGCUGUGUAAUUAGCUGUAAAUAUCAAACAAAGUCUGAUGAAACCACUGUCACAGUGUGUGCUGGAGCUGGAGAUAUGAGGCAUUAAUUAGCUGAAGUCAAACGGAAUAAUAACGUUUCUCUGACGGACGGAGUAAACAUCAGUUCCGCUCUGUUAAAAUGAGUCGUGUUCCCCCGAAGAGGCUCUACAAGGAGCUGCCGGUGUGGAUAGUGGAGGACCACCACGACGUGGUGUGUCACAUCUACCGUGCCAUCGCAUCAAGGCAUCUCCCACCGCAGAACGUAAAGAUGGUUCAUUUGGAUUCCCAUCCUGACCUGCUUAUCCCUGUCAACAUGUCUGCAGACACAGUCUUUGAUAAGGAGAAGCUGUUCAGUGAGUUGAGUAUAGAGAACUGGAUAAUGCCCAUGGUGUACGCUGGACAUGUGUCCUGUGUGGCGUGGCUGCAUCCAUACUGGGCCCAGCAGAUCAGAGAGGGAGAGCACAGGAUGGCUGUGGGUAGAGACCCAUCCACCACCACCAUCAGGGUGAGCAGUACAGACAACUACUUCCUCAGCGAUGGUCUUUAUGUUUGUGAGGAGCAGCUGGAGAACUCUAAACCUCUCAGACUGAACGUGGUCAGAGUCAAUCCUAUCAAACCGGGUCAUUUAUCAGUCACAGAAAAGAAAACAGAGGAGGACACAGAGAGGUGGUCGGCCAAGAGGCGUCGGACAGAGAGUCGUGUGGAUGGGGAGGCCGGCUGCUCUGAGCCCCUCUCCACAGCCACCGAGGCUCUGCAACCAGCAGAGGGCAGCAAUUUCAAGGACAAACAGUGGAGCAACGGGACAAGCUUGGGAGGGGAUGAUGGUGAUGAAGAUGAAGGGUCAACCAAUUAUGUCGUUAAGAGCAUAUCUGCAUUUCUGACUGAGACUGAUCCAUACAUCUUGGACAUUGACCUGGAUUUCUUCUCAUGUAAGAAUCCCUUCAAGGAAUUAUACACAGAGGAGGAGUAUGCCAUCCUGAAGGAGCUCUACAGCUUCAGAGGACCCAGCCUUGAUGCUGAUGAGGAGGAGCUUGAAGAGUGUGUGGAUCAUCGUAUACGUCAGUUAGAGGAUCUGGAAGCAGCAUUUGCUGAUCUUCUGGAGGAUGAUGAAGAGGAGACGGUUUCACGCUGGGCCAGAAACCCUGGUAUGGCUUCACUGGCCCAGCUGGUUUCCAGUUUGAAGUCCAGAAACCCAUGCCCCGACUAUGAGAUGGUGCAUCAGGCAGGGUUAACCUGCGACACCGUUGAGCUGCCUCACCACAUCAGCACUGACGAGGAGAUUGACAGACUCAUCUCAGCUGUACAGCUGUUUCUGACGCCUCUGCCCAAACCUACACUGGUUACUAUGUCCAGGUCCAGUCUAGAUGAAUACUGCCCAUUAGAGCAGGUGGACUCAGUCCAGAGCAGAGUAUUGGCUGUACUGGAGACCCUGUAUGGACCGCUGGACUUACACAAAGACUAUGAAAGCAGCAGCACAGAGACUGUGGACUGCCAACCACAGGCCUCUUAACAAACACACACACACACACGUCUCACUUUGGGAUGUAGUGAAUGUACUACUUUAUAAAGACAACCACAUGAAAAAUGACACAUCAGAUGCUGUUGCACUGAAUCGUGAAGUGUAUUUAUGUCUCGUUUCCAACAGGUGGCACUUUGAGGAACUUUGUCAUGAUUGUGUUCCAUCCUGGACACUGACACUGUUUACGUGCACAGAAGAAACCAGACGACUGUGAAAAUGCAAGUUAAAGGUUAAGUCUGCUCGUAUUGUGUUUCUCCUCAUAGUCAACAACAACCCAAACAAGUACUGUGUAUGUGUCAGAGUCUGAUGUUUUAUUCCUCUGUGCCUUAGAACUUUGUUGUCCAAGUUUUAUUUAGGACAACAAUAGAUUUAUUUAACUUUACAACACAUCAGUGAGCCACACUGUUGCACUGAGUAACAUGCUGCUUCGCUACCAUGAACACACACACACACACACUGUAGUUUAUUUUGACUCAGUCCCAUACACACACUGUCCUGCUGCUGGAAACACUGCCACCAAAUGUGUGUUGAUAUGCCUCUGAGUAAAGUCUGCUGAAAACUAUAAUGGCCAGCUGUUACAAGAAGUUACUGAGGCUUCUUAAAUCCAGUUUGGUUUUUUUUUUUUUUUUUUGUUUUUUUUUUUUAUUCAGAGCUGCUUUAUGUGGCAUGAAAGUUUCAAAAACAAUGAUGCCAAAGCAUCAAAAUACAGUUUAUUCCUCUAUCUGCACUGGUACUGACAGCACUGUCCAUGCAGUGUGAGCAUGUUUCAAAUUUCUAAAUAUUUUUUGAAAAGUGAAAGUGAAACAUUUCUGUUUGUAACAGAAAAGUUUGUUUAGUUUUUGUUUUGUUAAACUCUAUUAAAUUAACCUGAACAUGUUGUU